UAUAUAGUUGAAUUUUAUUCAUACAUACAUAUUUGUCUAUUUUCGACUCCAUCUGCUUCUGUUACGUAACUUAAAACUUCAUACUGGCAGCCGUCUAUUACGAACAUGUGGUUCUACCACUCACCUGGCCAAUCGCUUCUGCCAGCAACCAUUUCUGUAGUUCUGAGUUUUCCAAACAUGCCUUUCUCCAUGCAGACGGUGUUGAUACAAGUGGGCACAAAAUCCCACGUUUUGGUCGAUCACCAGCAAUAUCCGUUUCAAUCCAAUCAAUCCAUUUUCUCCAAAAUGGUGGCACCCAGUAAAUAAGGAUGAGGCAUAAAUGACGACGUCAAGACCUGAGGCAGGGGGGAAAUGAUAGAUAACAACUUCUCAGAAAUUCUCAAUUUCUGAGAAAUUGUUGUCUGGUAUUUCCAGCACCCUUUCAGUAUUCACCUUUUCUGCGCCCUUUCUCUAUUACCAAGUGAUGUAUAAAUACUGGAUGGCGUGCAAUAACAGCGAACUGUAUUUUGGCUCGUGAUUGGCCAGAGAGCUCAAAAUGUGGGUGGGGCUACAGGUAUAGGCAGGUUCUAUUAAUGGCCAGACUCUGUUUGGUAUACACAGCACUGAAUUGCAGCAGACGAGAGCGCCUUCUGUGGGGAGUCUGCGUCCUACCAACUACUAGGCUCCAGAUAUAAGGCGUUGCAUAACAAGGAGUGGUAAACCUGAGCUGGUUACUCCGUACCUGUACUGAACUCCUCACAUUUCAUACGAAUAUUUUCCAGACAUCAAAGGACGUGCUCGAAGGACAUGUACGAUGAGCGUCACAUUUCUCCAAAUCGCUGCCGUUCAGCUGGUUGCACCGUGACCGAGUGUCGUCGUCCUAUUCCGUGAACAACAUGACAUUUAACAGUGCGACAGAAGCACAGGACUACGUUUCGAGCCACCCAGAGAUCGCCGAGAUCGCUCGACAAAUUCCAUUUCUUGAUUCUGCAACGGUGACAUCAAGAAUUUACUCUGUGCGCUACUUCCUCAAACGAAAAGGCUUCGACAUCAUGAAACCUUGUUCCAGAAAUGAUGAGGCAGGGUGCUGGCUGCUCGAGCACCUGACACUGUGCAAUAGAGUCUUGUACUCCGUCGAUGUUCAGCUCCACGAAAGUAAGCCAGGAGAGUUGAAUUUCUCCCCAACAGGGUCAAGGGGCGACAUCUUCUCCGAAGUUGCUAUGCUGGACUCUCUGUUCCUGAUCUGCUGGCUCGUGAAAGAACACCCAUGCAUACAAGGAAUAGACCUGUACGAGACACGCCUAUUUCUCCACUUCCCGACGGCCCUUAAACUUGCCCUUGCACACGGCUCUAACAUUAGAAGCGUCAAAGUAGGCACCCCAGAUCCAACCGCGCAGCACAACGUGUUUCUUGAGGGCAUCAGGCCCGACACCAUGCUAGAGCGUUUCGAAGCAUGCGACCUCAAGCUCGAUAUGGAGUCUGCGUCGCGACUCUCGGAAGGACUCAAGAGGUCACCGCACUUGAAAUCUAUUGUGCUAGACCACAGUGGCCUCAGCGAAAAGGGAAUGAAGCUUGUGCUAAAAGCACUUCAACAGUGCAAUCACUUGACGUCUCUGGAUAUCUGUCAUUACAGCUUGAAGAAAGCUGCUGCUGUGCAUCUGGCAGAAAUUGUAAAACGCAGCAGAUGCCUAAAGGACCUCUUUCUCUGUCACAUACCUGACGAUGUAUUGGAAAUUAUCGCGAUUGCGCUCAGGGAGAAGAGUUCGAUCGAGAAUUUGAAAAUGAAUAAAUCUAAUGACAGUGCCCGUAUUAUGCCACACAUUUCCGAUGCCCUGAAGACGAACAGGACUAUAAGAACGCUCGAGCUUAAUGAUUGUGGUAUGGAGGAAAGUGAUGCGGUUCAGUUCGCUCGGGCUCUAAAAGUGAACGUUACUCUCCUGGAGCUACAACUUCGAGGGAGCAGGUUCAGAGACGCUGGUGCAAGGCAUCUAGCAGAAGCUCUGGAGUCAAACCGGACGCUUCGUGAGCUCGAUAUCUCCUGGAAUGACCUGACAGAAGUGACCCUGGUACAGUUUGUGAAGACCCUUACAGUGAACACAUCACUGGAAGUGGUGCGUCUUGGAGCGAUCGAUUUCUCCGGCGAGGUUGACGAAGAGAUUGCUCAGGUUAUCAGGGGCCAUGAGUGCUGCCACAGGAUCUGCACAACGUGGAACACCCUCGCGCUCAACGAGUUGGCACGUCUCAUUUCACUCAACUACGACGACGUGAAAAAGAUCCACAUUUUGUGCGUUGAGGACACCCCUAUAUCACGGGCCAUCUCAGCACUAGAAUCAAACUGUCACAUCACCGAAAUGCACUUCGAAAGAGCGGAUGGCGAGACAGCCGGAGCAGAGACUGUUAAAGCUCUUGCGCAUCUCGUCGAAAAGACCAGGUCCCUCAAGUUUCUCCGCUGCACAUGCCCUUUUGAAGUUGACUAUGAAGAUGACGACCUUCUCGCUAUUUUCAUCAAGGGCCUUACAAAGAACGACACGAUCAACCGUGUCGAGCUCCAGUCCCCAUGUUUCACUACGAAAGUCGCCCGAGCGUUCUCAGCCAUGCUCGAAGUGAACACAACACUGUACGCUUUUGUCACAGAGACGCCUUAUUUUCACGCGGGGGCACUCAAAAUGAUUGCGAGGCAUUUCCCCAAGAACUACACGCUCUCCACAUUCUGUGCGGAUUCGGAGGACUAUAGCUCACGAGCACUGUGCAAGAUUUUCGACGUGGUCCGAAGAAAUCAGCAGCUCCUGAAUCGUGCUACGAGGUUUGCCCUGGGUACCUCCAGGGACUGUGACUGUAGAGAAGCAUUUCGAAUACUUUUGAAGUGCGAUUCUGUGGUGCAGCAGGUUAAGUGUGUCACAGAGUGUACGGAAGAAAACGCGAGGCAGUGUGUAGAAGCUGCGAAAUUGUUGUUUUUAUAGAGAGGAUCUCUGCUUUCUUACGCAACACUUGCUGGUGCUAACAAAACGACUCCUUGCUCUGUGGGAUAGACGUAAAACUUUUUUCUUUCAUCAGUGCGAACCCGCAUUCAAUUUUUUAAAGCAAGAACUGUAACGGACAUGUAGACAAUCAUCAUCACAAAUACCAUGGCUCUUCCAGCUGUUAGUAAUCGCCUCUGCCAAGCAGCAUGGGAGCAGUCACAUGCAAAACAAGAGCCAGUAGGAAUGCCCAUAGCUCUCACUCCUUUGAGCUUGACCAAUGCUGCCUAGACUCAGAAGGAAUGCUGAAUGCCUCCUCGCAUUAUUUCGUAUGUGGCAGCCAAUCGUCGCACAUGAUUGCAGACACAGGCCUUCUGUGGCAACCAGUGGCUCCUCGUGCAGCGGAUUGUCUCCAUGGCUACGGCCGCUGAAGCAUGGUGGUAAUUGGCUGACUUUUAUCUUUCUUUUAUUGUUUUAAGUCCUCAUUAACAGCAUAGCCCUUGAUGAUGGUACACAUACAAAAGCAGAGCAAGAACAAAAGAGGCAAAAAGAUGAUGCAACAUUCUAAAUAACUGCUGCAAAACGCAAGGUAACACUCAGAAAAUGAGACAGGUGAUGUCGCAACUUUCCACCUCUGUUUACUGAAUCACUACAAAUGAACCAAAACACAUCAAGACAAUAAAAGGACAAGAGCCAGA
Molecule: messenger RNA, 3634 nt
Organism: Ornithodoros turicata
Lineage: Eukaryota; Metazoa; Arthropoda; Arachnida; Ixodida; Argasidae
Product: protein NLRC3-like
Exons: 2
Coding region: 876-2939 (687 amino acids)
Molecular function (GO): protein binding
Source: RefSeq, a predicted model, not a curated record